AUGUACUCCACCAGCCAGCAGGGGACCACCUAUCAGAAAUACCAGCCUUGGGACUCAUUACAUCAUGGCUCCAUUUGUCAGAUGUGCUUCUCUGAUGAACUUUGCCGGGACAAGAACCUAUUGGGAGCCGACCAGAAAUGGCAGGCCAUCAUGUUUGUCCCCACUAUGAAACAGCUUUCCUUCUUGGUUAUCCUGGUUGCAAAUGCUUUGGCCACUAUCAAUAGCAGCCCACUCAACUUCAGAGGGAUGAUUCAAAAGAUUACAGGGAGAAACACCCUCAUCUAUUUCAAUGGAUAUGGGUGCUACUGUGGAAAGGAUGGGAAGGGGAAGCCAAAGGAUGGGAUAGACAUGUGCUGCUUCCACCACGAAUGCUGUUAUGAGAGGUUACAAAUGCAUAAGUGUCACCCACUGAUCGAUCACUACACCUUUCUGAUUGUCAAUGAUGAUGUCCUCUGUGAGAACGGGGAGAAAACCGGGUGCCCCACACGGGUGUGCGAAUGCGACCGGGAAGUGAGCCUCUGCUUCAGGAGGGAAGCCAAGACCUACAACAAGUCCUUCCAUCAUUAUCCCGCCGUCUUGUGCAAGGAGGUCACCCACAAAUGUCCACCCAGUGAAGAAGUGGUGCAGAAAGAAAACCUAACCACAGGACCGCAGAGCAACCAGACCCUUACGUAG
Molecule: messenger RNA, 675 nt
Organism: Euleptes europaea (tarantolino)
Lineage: Eukaryota; Metazoa; Chordata; Lepidosauria; Squamata; Sphaerodactylidae
Product: basic phospholipase A2-like
Exons: 5
Coding region: 1-675 (224 amino acids)
Biological process (GO): phospholipid metabolic process; arachidonate secretion; negative regulation of T cell proliferation
Molecular function (GO): phospholipid binding; calcium ion binding
Source: RefSeq, a predicted model, not a curated record